Molecule: messenger RNA, 741 nt
Organism: Cladophialophora carrionii CBS 160.54
Lineage: Eukaryota; Fungi; Ascomycota; Eurotiomycetes; Chaetothyriales; Herpotrichiellaceae
Exons: 2
Coding region: 1-741 (246 amino acids)
Source: RefSeq, a predicted model, not a curated record
AUGACCAAGCUCCUUGUCUUAGUCGGCACCGGUCCCGGCAUUGGCCUCUCGACCGCCACGCUUUUCGCCUCCAAAGGCUUCGAUAUCGCCCUCCUCUCCCGCAACGCAGCUCGCCUUGCAGAAGACGCUCAAAAGGUCGGUGCGGCAGGCCAAGGCAAAGUCAAGGUUAUGUCGUUUCCUGUCGACGUCAGUGAUCAUGUUCUUCUGAAGAAGACUUUGGGCGAGGUCGAGCAGCAUAUGGGAAAGCCGGAAGUGGUGGUUUUCAAUGCCGCAAGGAUCGCGCAAACCGUUAUUGGGGAGACGAGUGAGGAGGAUAUCAUUGGAGAUUUCAAGUUGAUGAAUAUUGGCCAAUAUGUUGCUGCUUCAUGGGCAUUGCCGUUGCUCGAAGACGUAGCUGAGGAGCCAGACACACACGCAUCAUUUUUCCUCACCAGCUCGGGGGUCUCCUAUGAUCCCGUACCGUUCAUAUUGUCGCUGAGCAUGAUGAAGGCGGCGCAGAACAACUUCUUGGCUAGCUUAGCAAAGGUGGCCGGGCCGAAGGGAGUGCAUGUAGGUAGGAUUGAUAUCAACGGUGUGGUCAGUGACGAAGAGGAGGUGAGGAACGCCAAGCAUAUCGCGGAACAACUGUGGGAGCUGUAUCAGCAAGACAAGGAUAACUGGAGCUUUGUGGAGGACUGCGGGGAUAUGGAUGGGUUUCUGAAGGCAGUUGGCGUGGAGAGUAAGAGGGUGUUACCUGCAUGA